AUGGAGACCAUUCUUGUGGAAAAGUACGCUAAACAGAUUGUGAAUCUAGACUUUGAUCAGGACGCCUUACCAGUUAAGUGCGCAUUGGGAGUGCAAUGGUGCGUUGAAUCUGAUCUACUUGGAUUUCGUAUCGCAUUAUCAGACAAACCAAUGACAAGAAGAGGGAUUUUGUCUACAGUUUCGUCCGUUUAUGACCCUCUUGGACUUCUAGCACCUUAUAUUUUACCGGCGAAGAAGUUACUCCAAGACUUAUGUAAGCUGAACAACCUCGGAUGGGACGACGAGAUUCCGAGUGAGUAUCAGAGCAAGUGGACGAAAUGGCGCCAAGGACUACCAGUGAUCGAGAAAGUAACCGUGGAUCGAUGUUACAAGCCGCGCAACUUUGGUCAAGUAGUAUCUAAGCAAGUACACAUAUUUUCUGACCCAAGCACUAUUGGUUACGCCUCAGUAGCCUACUUACGUAUGGUCAACAACAAAGGAGAAGUCCAUUGCAGUUUCCUGAUGGGAAAAGCGCGUCUUACCCCAGCGACCAAGACGAUGACCGUUCCACGUUUGGAGUUGACAGUUGCAACCUUAUCCGUGCGCUUGGGACAGCUACUAAAGAAAGAGCUAGGAGACGAAUCCGGAAGUAUUAUGUACCAAACUGGCUCUACUACAGUACUGAGUUACAUUGCUAAUGAACAGAAGAGGUUCAAGGUAUAUGUCGCGAACAGAAUUCAAGUAAUCCGUGACUCACCUAACCCAGCGCAGUGGAAAUUCGUACAGUCAAAGGACAAUCCUGCAGAUGAUGGAUCGCGUGGAAUGGAUGCAGGUACGUUUUCAGAAGAGCAACGCUGGCUACAUGGGCCCGACUCUCUUUGGAAGGAUGAAGGUGAUUGGCCAUCGCAAUCUAAAAUGCCAAGACAAGUGUCAGAAGACGAUCCUGAAGUGAAACAAGAAGUUACAAGUAAUGUGGUCGGUGUUGAGGAACCCAUUUCCACUGUUGUCAAGCUUAUCGAGCAUUUUUCAACUUUCCCUCAGAACAAGAUUAAACAAGUGAAACCAUCUGAAGACGCCAAAUUUGCUGAGAGACAUCACCAUGGAGAAGGGCCACUUGCAGUCCGAGAGUUAGAAGACGCAGAAAUAGCAGUCAUCAAGUUCGUUCAAGCGCAAGCUUUCCCCAAUGAGAUAGAAGCUUUAAGCCAUGCUGUGCGCAACCAGGAGGAUUCACAGGCAACUCAGCACAAGUCCGUGGGAGUUGGCAAGGCAAGUUCAAUCUCAAGACUAGAUCCGUUCAUGGCUAAUGGGAUGUUGCGUGUUGGUGGACGAUUACGGAGAGCUGAUAUUCCAGAAGAAAGCAAGUAUCCAGUCAUCUUACCGAAGAAAGGUCAUGUGACCAAGCUGCUGAUUCGACUAGCGCACUGUCAGUUAGGACACGCAGGUCGCAAUCAUGUCAUCGCCCAUUUGCGCAAUCGUUACUGGAUAAUUGCAGUCAACGCAGCCACCAGGAGUGUACUCCACAAAUGCGUCACUUGUCGCCGUAUUCGCUCGCCAGUCUGCGAACAGAAAAUGGCCGAUCUUCCUGCACCACCGUUUACGCACAUUGGGAUGGACUUCUUUGGCCCAUUCAGUUACCUCCAAGGUCGCAAGACAAUGAAGAGCUAUGGAACACCCACUCGUGCAUCCAGGCGACACACCGUUUCACCGCUUGCAGUGGACCAGUGCGAGAAAUCCGAUCUUGUUGGCGCAAGCGAAGAAUUGCGCAAAGCUGUCGAAGAAAUUAAAGACGAAGAGAUAAGAAGCAAGUUGCUUAAAUAA
Nematostella vectensis (starlet sea anemone) is the source of this 1797-nucleotide messenger RNA. RefSeq lists its product as uncharacterized. The coding region runs from base 1 to 1797 and encodes 598 amino acids. The record is from RefSeq and is a predicted model, not a curated record. NCBI's taxonomy places the organism in Eukaryota, Metazoa, Cnidaria, Anthozoa, Actiniaria, Edwardsiidae. The transcript is spliced from 3 exons.